AUGUCCUACGUGAAGCAGGAAGAAGGCGCCGAAGGAAGAGACUGCCCCCAGCGCACAAAAAUGGACGAGGAGCUGCUGCAAGCCCCUACUCUGAGGGAGGUGCUGUGGAUGCUUGCGCCGGUGUACGGUACCUGUCUCCUGUGCCGAAUGAUGCGGGCUUUGGUCUAUGUCUGUGUCCCUCUUCACGUCUUGGAUCUUGGUGGAAGCCCAACAGAAGUCGGGCUCCUAGCCUCUUUGUAUGGCUUGGGCUUCAUGAUUGCAAAUAUCCCCGGAGCGUUUCUUCUACCAUGUCUUGGUGCCAAGUACACCCUGCUGCUGGCCUGUGCCCUCUUCCUGGGUUCCGCCAGCAUCUCCUUAAUGGAGGACAUUGAGAUGCUGAUUCUCUCGCAAUUUCUACUGGGCUUGGCGAACUCGCUGGCAGUGCUUGCACAACUAACCUACAUCUCCGGCACCGUUCCCCCCGAGCGCCUGGGCUUCGCGAUCAGCAUCGUGGGAACCCUUACCUACUUAGCCCUAGCCGCUGGGCCACCCCUCGGCUCCCUCCUGCGCGAAGCCUUCGGCAUCCGCGCGGUGUUCUUUGCGCAGCUGGCUUGCGGCAGCCUCGCAGCUCUGGGGAGCGUCUGCCUGGGCAACGAGGUGGAGUGGGCUCCAAGCACGAAGAGCGGUGUACUCCAAGCCAAAGAUGCGCUGAAGGAAAAGAGCGGCCGCCUUGUGCGCGUGCUGUUGUUUGCGUGCGCCAUGCAGUUUGUCUGGAAGGGCAGAGAGCUCUUCUUUCCUCUCGCCGGCCGGGAGGCGGGGAUCUCCGAUGUGCUCCUUGGGCAGAUUGUGGGGUGGUCCUUCUUGGUGGACAUGCUCAUCUCUCCGCUUGCUGGCUGGCUCAUGGACUCUUACGGCCGGGUCCGUGCCGGCGCCGUGUCCUUGACGCUGCAGUCAGUCGGGAUCAUGGUUCUUCCGUUCCACAGCGCGGAGAGCAUCAUCACCUCGAGCACCCUCACUGGCUUGGGCAAUGGCCUCGGUGCCGGAUUGCUCAUGGCCUUUGGUGCAGACCUGGCCCCGUCAGGAGCGGGCCGUGGCGCAUUCAUGGCGGUGUAUCGGUUGCUCUUCAACAGCAUGGACGUCAUCACCCCGCUGUUCCUGAGCAUCUUGACGACCUCGGCAUCCUUGCACGCCUCGGAGCUCACAACAGGUGCCAUCGGCUUGCUGGGGGUCAUGUGGGUUCUACGAUGCGUGCCCGAGACAUUGCAGAAGCAUGUGAAAGUUGCGAAACGGAAGCAGGUGGAACCGGUCUGA
Symbiodinium natans is the source of this 1290-nucleotide messenger RNA. The record is from the annotation of a GenBank genome assembly. Lineage: Eukaryota; Dinophyceae; Suessiales; Symbiodiniaceae.